Messenger RNA from Phacochoerus africanus (Common warthog), 2202 nucleotides. It is a transcript of the gene TEX13D, whose product is annotated as TEX13 family member D. Lineage: Eukaryota; Metazoa; Chordata; Mammalia; Artiodactyla; Suidae. The record is from RefSeq and is a predicted model, not a curated record. The coding region runs from base 119 to 2137 and encodes 672 amino acids. The transcript has a single exon.
UGAAGCAGGACUGAGCCGGGAGGUGAGGAGCGGCCGGUGGCGGCCGCCGCCUUUAGCAGCUGCAGCGGCAGGGUUGGCGUCUCCUCUGAGGAGAUCGGUUGUCUAGGCCGCGGCAGCCAUGGCCGUGGACUUUGGGGACCAAGCCAGCGGGUUCCGCCACAACGAGGUGAUCAGGUUCAUCAACAAUGAGGUCCUUAUGAAUGGGGGCGGCCCCGAUUUCUAUGUGGCCUUCCGCUCAAAGCCCUGGAGUGAGGUAGAGGAUCGGCUUCGGGUCAUCGUGGCUGACCCGCAGGUGCCGCACUCCAUCAAGAGGGCCUGUGCCUGGAGUGCGCUGGCCUUGAGCGUGCGUUUGGGCGCGAGGCAGCAGGAGCAGCAGGUGAGCCAGAUCCGGCGGCUUCAAGAGCAGUUAGAGGAGCGCGAGGUGGCUUCCUGGGCUCUGGCCUCCGAGCUACAGCGCCUGCGUGACGAGCGGGAGGAGGUAGUCACGCAGCUGGGAUUCACACAGGCCGCCCUGCAGCAGGCGCUGAAUGAGUAUGACAUGCUUCGUGGGCAACUGCUCCAGGUGGAGAGACUGGCCCAGGUCGCCCCACAAGCCCAAGAUAUGGCGCCUUGUCCUCGAGCCGAGCAGCUUGGGGCUGCAGCGUGGCCCCUGAACGCAGAGCAGCAGAGAGAUGAGGUGGCCAUGGGGGUGCAUGGCAGGCUAUAUUUUGAGGCCCAGAUGCCAGCCUCGGCAGCUGUGUUUUAUGGGCCAGGACCCCUGAGUCCCUGGGCCCAGGCCAUGCAACACCCCCUGCUGAUGCCGAUGCCAUACCCAUUUCCAUUCCACGCACCAUUCCCAAUGGGAUUCCCAUUCUUGGCACCUAUGCCACCACCAGCAGUCAUGGAAGCAGAAGCUGCAGAUGUCCCACCUCAGAUGCCUCCUCCAGCGAUCUACCCACCUGGCCCGGGGGCUGCUGUGAGCUUCCAGGAGGAGACAGCCACACUGGGAAACCAGCAGAGUUGCAGCCAGGGGGAAGAUUCUGCGACCCUCCAGGGUACAGACCCCUUAGGGGAUAUCAGCGGCCUUAGCCAGAAAGAAUGUCUAGCGAGGCCCCAGGGCAUGGUCCCACUUGGGGGUAGUUGGAACCUCAGCCAGGAUGGAGGUCUAGAUGGGUCACAGGGGAUGGUCCCUCUUGGGGGCAGUUGGAACCGCAGCCAGGAUGGAGGUCCAGAGAGGCCCCAGGGGAUGGUCCUUUUGGGGGCCAGUGGGAGCUCCGGCCAGGAAGAAGUUCCCCAAAGACCCCAGGGGACUGUUCCCCUGGGGGGCAGCAGAAGCCAGAGCCAGGAGGGAGAUCUAGGGAGGCCCCAGGGGACUGUCCCCCUGGGGGACAGUAGAAGUCACAAGCAGGAAGAUCCAGAGAGGUCUCAGAGGACUGUCCCCCUGGAGGUCAGCAGAAGCCAGAGCCAGGAAGAAAGUCCACACAGGCUCCAGGGGACAAGGGGCAGCAGAGGCCAGAGCCAGGAAAGAGGUCUGCACAGGUCCCAGGGGCUGCCUCCCUCUGGGGGAAGCAGAAGCCAGAGCCAGGAAGGAGGUCCACAGAGGCCCCAGGGGAUGGAGGGCAGCAGAGGCCAGAGCCAGGAAGGAAGUCCACAGAGGCCCCAGGGGAUGGAGGGCAGCAGAGGCCAGAGCCAGGAAGGAAGUCCACAGAGGCCCCAGGGGAUGGAGGGCAGCAGAGGCCAGAGCCAGGAAGGAAGUCCACAGAGGCCCCAGGGGAUGGAGGGCAGCAGAGGCCAGAGCCAGGAAGGAGGUCCAUGGAGACCCCAGGGGAUGCCUCCCAUGGGGUUCAACAGGAGACAGGGCCACGAAGGAGGUCCAGAGAGGCCCCAGGCAACCGCCCAGGUGGAUAGCUGGAGCCAUGUUGGAAGAGAAAACCCAAAGAAACAACAGCCUCAGGGGCAGAAGACCAAGCAGCUAAAAGGGAAAAGGGCCUCAGAAUCAUACCACCAGGAGCAAUCUGCUUCAGGCUGCAGUUCAGUGUAUUGGGACUGCCCAUGGUGUAAAGCAGUGAAUUUUCCCUGGCGCAAGGCCUGCUAUAAAUGCAAGAGAGUCUGCAUGGCCGUUGAGAGUGGAGGCCCUGACCCAGGACAAAGUGACUAAUUUCAGGAAGGUAAGUAAGAAUUGGAAAUACUCCGAAGAAAAACCGAUUUCCUCAUACCCCUCUU